This is a messenger RNA of Paraphaeosphaeria sporulosa, 1009 nucleotides long. RefSeq names its product NAD(P)-binding protein. Lineage: Eukaryota; Fungi; Ascomycota; Dothideomycetes; Pleosporales; Didymosphaeriaceae. The record is from RefSeq and is a predicted model, not a curated record. The transcript is spliced from 3 exons. Bases 16 to 771 code for a protein of 251 amino acids. Gene Ontology annotation, molecular function: oxidoreductase activity, acting on NAD(P)H, oxygen as acceptor. Gene Ontology annotation, cellular component: intracellular anatomical structure.
UCUGAAUCCAAAGAGAUGGUCAUCAUACUGACUGGCGCGUCAAGGGGCAUCGGCCUGGCGGCUGCUCAUUAUCUGCUCAAACAAUCUCACAAGCUUGUCCUGGUCUCUCGUACUGCAUCUGCGCUUACCCAACUCCGCGACCAGUACGGCGCCGACAAAGUCGAAGUUGUUGCUGGUGACCUUGCCGACUUCAGCAUCUCUAAGAAGGCGGUCGAAGUCGCCAAUGACCGCUUUGGUCGCAUCGACGGACUCAUCGUCAAUCACGGAGCGUUGGAACCUGUGAAAAAGGUCGCGGACUCGACUCCUGAGGAGUGGAGCAAGGCUUUCGAUACCAACGUCUUUAGCGCGAUUGCUUUGAUCCAGGCUGCUUUGCCCUCACUCCGUAAAACGCAAGGUCGCAUCAUCCUCACUUCUAGCGGUGCCGCUGUUGGUGCUUACCAGGGCUGGGGUGCGUAUGGUGCGGGCAAAGCUGUGCUCAACCACCUGGCCCUCACCUUGGCGGUUGAGGAGCUUGAUGUGACGACUAUAUCCAUUCGCCCAGGCGUUGUCGACACGGAGAUGCAACGAGAGAUCAGGGAACUCCAUAACAAGGCCAUGACUGAGAAAGAUGCUGCGAAGUUCGCUGGGUUGAAGAAGGAUGGAGGUUUGUUGAAGCCAGAACAGCCGGGCCAUGUCCUCGCGAAGCUUGCUGUGGCUGGGGGCAAAGACUUGAGUGGGAAAUUUUUGAGUUGGAAUGACGACGCUCUCGCAAAGUUCCAGGAGAGUGCUUGAGAGAACAGCGAUGAAAUCAAAAUAGACCAUAACAUCUUAGGAACAAUAGGGAUCUUCUCGGAAGUUAGAUAAAGAGCGCCGAGCCAGGCUGCAGCGCCGAUUUAGACAUGGCAUCCGCAUCGGAAGGCGUCACAACAGCCACACAGUGUACAAUGAUAUGACCAGCUGUGGACAAGCACUGAAGAGCUAUUUCUUUUCCUCUUAGUGUAGCCCUAACCCUUUUCCACAACCACCGCAU